Messenger RNA from Helianthus annuus (common sunflower), 801 nucleotides. Its product is annotated as blue copper protein 1a. Gene Ontology annotation, molecular function: electron transfer activity. The record is from RefSeq and is a predicted model, not a curated record. The transcript has 3 exons. Bases 1 to 801 code for a protein of 266 amino acids. NCBI's taxonomy places the organism in Eukaryota, Viridiplantae, Streptophyta, Magnoliopsida, Asterales, Asteraceae. Gene Ontology annotation, cellular component: plasma membrane.
AUGGCUAGAAAAUUGUGGAGCAUCUUCAUCAUCCUCAUAGCAACCACAGUUGCUGAAGAGGUAAAACACACAGUGCAUAAUAUUAAUUGGAGUGCCGGUGCCAAUGCUCGUGAAAAAGCGCGAGAUAUCAGAGUUGGUGACACACUUAUUUUCAGAUAUAAAGCUGGAGAACAUGAUUUGAUUGAAGUCGAUAAGGAUAGCUAUGACAAAUGUAUUGUGCCUCCGUCUGCUAAAAUUUUCACUACUGGAAAGGAUGCGCUAUUCGUACAUACCCCAGGACCAAAAUAUUUCAUUUGUGGAUUUCCACAACACUGCAAGGACCGUGAUAUGAAGCUUCAAAUAGAGGUUCGCGAUCAAUCAGAUCCGAAGCUUCAAAUUGAUGAUCCCAACCACAGGAAACUAGAAUCAACUCCAGGUCCAACACAACCGGAGUUGAUUGUGUUCGUGGUUGGAGAUGAUAAAGGAUGGAAUGAAAAUGUUGAUUUCGAAGCUUGGGCCAAGGGGAAGGAAUUUUAUAUGGGAGACUUUCUUGCGUUCAACUACACAGUAGGGAAACAUAAUGUAUUAGGAGUAGACGAGGCGGCGUUUAACGAAUGUACAAUUCCUAAAGAUCAAAAUGAAGCUCUUUCUUCUGGAAAGGAUCAGGUCCGCUUACUAUCCAUGGGAAAACUUGGGUUUAUUAGCGGCAUUGGAAAGGAUUGUGAGAAUGGCAUGAAGCUUCUCAUCAAUGUCAAGUGCCCACACACCAGACCCAAGCCUCCUGCAUUGCAAGGAGGAAGAAAACUAGUUCCAUCAAUUUAA